AUGUACCGCCCAAAGCCCAAGCUCUCCGUCUCCAUUGCCGCCGCCCAAUCCACCGUCUCUCGUCCCUCCCUCUCCCUCAAGUCCCCAGGCCCUCUGCUCUCCCCACGCAGUCCGCUGUGCCCUCCCAGCCCCGCCCCGCCAGCAAAACGCUUCUCAAGUCUCCAAGUCCCAGCGCCCCCCAGCUACAACUACGUCAACUCGUGCUCAUCCAAGAGCAUCCUCAAGAAACAGGCCGGGCCGACGGGGACAUCGGCGUCGAAGCGCAUCCAGUUUGCGAGCCCGACGGUGCACUGCAUCACGCCGAUUGAGAACCGGGAUGAGUACUACGGGACGUACACAAAGCUGUCCAAGGAGGAGAGGAGGUGGAUUGUGAGGGAGUGA
Messenger RNA from Aspergillus versicolor CBS 583.65, 381 nucleotides. RefSeq lists its product as uncharacterized. Bases 1 to 381 code for a protein of 126 amino acids. NCBI's taxonomy places the organism in Eukaryota, Fungi, Ascomycota, Eurotiomycetes, Eurotiales, Aspergillaceae. The transcript has a single exon. The record is from RefSeq and is a predicted model, not a curated record.